GCUACCAAUGUUCUAGGAGUUUGCUCUCAGGACAUGAACUUCAUAUAUGUGUUACUAGGGUGGGAAGGGUCAGCUACAGACUCUAGGGUUUUGAGGGAUGCGAUUAAUCGACCCAAUGGCUUAAGAAUUCCAACUGGGUACUACUACCUAGUAGAUGUCGGGUAUACAAAUGGACAAGGAUUCCUAGCACCUUAUCGGGGCCAACGAUACCAUUUGUCUGUUUGGAGAGCAGGGGCCACUCCAACUAAUUAUCAAGAAUUUUUUAAUAUGAAACAUGCAUCAGCCCGAAAUGUCAUAGAAAGGUGUUUUGGUUUGUUGAAAAUAAGAUGGGCAAUACUUCAUUGUGCAUCAUACUACCCCAUUAGAACUCAAAACCAUAUCAUCACAGCAUGUUGUUUGUUACACAACCUCAUUCGUCGAGAGAUGCCAGUUGACCCAAUAGAAGAGAGGCUAAAUAAUGACAUAGAAGAUCGACCUCAAUUGGGAGAUGAUUUUGUUGACACCGUUGAGACAUCUAAUGAGUGGACUGGGUGGCGGGAUACACUUGCAAUGCAACUAUAUAACAAUUGGUUGGCUAGUAGGGAGGCAUGACAAGGAUAGUUUCAAUAUUUGUAAAAGUACUUGU
This is a messenger RNA of Camellia sinensis, 625 nucleotides long. NCBI's taxonomy places the organism in Eukaryota, Viridiplantae, Streptophyta, Magnoliopsida, Ericales, Theaceae. The record is from RefSeq and is a predicted model, not a curated record.